GUUCUCCUCACGGACGCGCGGGGAGGAGGAUAACUGCCGCAGACGUAAACGUAAACGCGCUCUGACAUGGCAUGCGGCAAAGCGAAGACAAGAAGAGAAGCGUGUUACUGAGGGAGGGAACCGGACAGGACACGACAGGACAGGACAGGGGGAGGACAACUUAACUGCUUUGCCAUCCGACUCCCAGUGACCCCCCUCUCCCUUCCCCGGGCGGUCACAGCAGGCAGCCAGGGAGUCGCCGCCGUUAGCAAGACUAGCUAACCGACACCAACGGGCAACAUCCAAGAGCGUCUACAAAACAGGUGUACGGUUUCAUCACACGGACACGGCACCAGCAGCUAACAAGCCUGAUCUUUCCACAUGCUAGUCUCCCAUGUCCGAGCUGGGACUUUUAUUUAUUCAUUUAUAACCAGUGGAAGCCGUGGUUUACCUGGCCAUGCUGCAGAAUUAGCGAAAUGAAGCUGUUAUUGUGAGGCGCUGGACAGGGCUCAGCUCUGAAGACUAAAGCCCAAACAGGAGGCGAGGCACAUCCGACACACACAACAAAGCAGCCCCAAGCCACAAUAAGAGAAGAGGGAGUGGAAUAGCACCUGGGGACGCAGCUCACCUGCACCUGACGUCUGGAGAAAUAUACUCUUUUUGGAUUUUAUGAAGAAAAGUGCCCCCCCCUUCCAACCAGUCACAAGUGCUCUUCAAUAUGAAUACAGAUAGCGGUGGAUAUGCUCACAAAACUGUGGCUUUGUCGCUUAUACUUUCUCCCAUGAAGAGGGUCCAGAGCUACCCCAAUCUAGCUGCAGGGAAUGAUUCUCACUCUUCAGACUUGGAUUCAUGGCGCUCCAGCAGUGUCACAGACGGCCUUAAAAAUGGAGAUGCCAGCAGCUCCUCACUCGCUGCCAAAGGCUUCCGCAGUGUCAGGCCCAAUCUGCAGGACAAAAGGUCACCCUCACAGGACAUGGAUCACAUGCCACCCCCCCCUCCCCGACGAGACAGUUUUCAUUUCUCACUCCCUGGCACUAAUCCACCAUCUUACAGCUCCCUCGUGGCCCUUGCCAAUGACUUGAGCCCUGGAAUGCUGCAGUUUACCCAGAGCGAGAAUGCCGUUGUCAAAGAGUCCUAUACUAUAAAAAGCACAUCCUCCUAUGCCUACUCCGAGACCACUGAGCAGUCCUUGCCAGCAGCACCCAUCCCAAUAAUAUCACAGCCUACAGACGCAGAAGAUGUAAACAGCGCAUCUAACAUGUCUAACAUCCAGGAACGUAAAAUAUCUUCACUCAAAUUAACCCCGCUCACCAUCCCAGACCCACCUGCUCACCUCAACUCCUACAUCAGUACUGACUCAAAAACUACAACCAUUGCUCGAAAAAUCGCACAGAACGACCCUACCCCUUCAGAACCCUCAUACCAGGCCGCCUCAGCGUACGUCAACCUGGGAACUGAAAGCGUUCAACAGCAAGAACAACAGCCCCCUCUGCCUGCCGGAGAGCUGAAGGAUGUCCCAGAUCCAUAUCCGAAGACAGAACCUCCCAAUGGUCCUGCCCACACGGAGAAGCCCCCACCAGCUGUACCUCCAAGACCUUCGGCUGCACAUAUCUUGGGCCCUCCCUCUCCAGACUCCAGUGCACACCACUCCCCCUACCGCUUCCACAGCUCUGAGUACCUGGACUAUCUGUCUGGCAUCUUGCCCAAGGCCCUGUCUCCCACCCCAUAUGUCCCCAGUGGGGCCAGCAGUACUGUAGGUACUGUGAGCGGGCCGAGCCUUAGCGCCGCGGGCAGUUCCAGCAUCAGUGGGUUCGCAUCGCCCUCCACCUCACCAGUGACCGUGUCGGCACUCAGCCACUACUCUACCUCCACGGCGGGUCUUUUGGAUGAGCUGCAGAUCUGUAGUCUGGAUUCCCCCGGCGCCUCUCCCACCCCGUCGCCCACUCUGAGCCUCGCCUCCGCCUACACCUCCACCACUGGGGCUGACGACGCUCUAACCGCCCCCGUGUCCUCCUCUGCUGCUGCCACCGCUGUCACUAAUGGCCAGGUCCUGUCUCAUGCCAUGAAUGGUAGCACUGGUCCUCCACAGCGACCCCUCUCUCCGACGUCCUACCCCACUCCUCCCAAAUCUCUUCACAAAGGCGUACAUAGGCAGAGCAGGAGUACAGAUGGGAGUGAAUCUGUUUCAAGAGAAUCCAUAGUUAGCGGCCACACGAGCGUCACCGUGCCCAUCGCCCGUUUCUCAGAAGAAGAGAAGAAAGUAUCAGUCAUAAAAGCCCCUCAUUAUGAAGGCAUUGGACCUGUGGACGAUACUGGCAUUCCUAUUGCAAUACGCACUACAGUGGACAGGCCAAAAGAAUGGUACAAAACGAUGUUCAAGCAGAUCCACAAAGUUCACAAAGCCGAUGAUGACUAUUCCGACACAUAUAAUGCAGCAUAUGCAGUAAUAAACAAUGAUGACUACAGUCUGCCACCAAGCGUCACUUUGGCCCAUCCUCCACCUAAGACUCACACGUACAGACCACUUGCCAAAAGCCCCUCCGACAACGGGCGCCAUCCAGAGCCCACGCCUUCGCCCGUCCCCCCACCCUCUCCUGCUGUGCCCUCCAUCCUGCAGCUACGAGCACGAGACAGCGACCGGGGCAAGGAGGGGUCCGAUAUAAGGAAUGAAUGGGGCCCUCCCGACAGGAAAGUAGAUACGAGGAAAUAUCGCGCGGAGCCUAAGAGUAUUUUUGAAUAUGAGCCUGGAAAGUCGUCUAUUUUAGAGCAAGAGAGACCGACGUAUGAUGACAUAGAUUUAGAGAACGAGCCUUGGUAUAAGUUCUUUUCCGAACUGGAGUUUGGGCGGCCGCCUCCUAAAAAACGGCUGGAUUAUAAUCCAGAUAUCUCCGCUCGCCAGCGCAUUGAGGCAUCGCUGCACAUUGCUUCGUCCGAGAAAACUCCGGAGGGAUCUGCAAGUGUGGCCAGUGACUACAGGAAAAGACGAAAGUCAGAGCCCUCGAAUGCCCACACAAAUGCUCAUCAGUUCAGAGGUGUGACAUCGCCAAAACCUGCUGAACCCUCCCGACCCAGCAGCAGCCUGAAAAAAACUGUGGUUCGCUCUUCUCCGUCUUCACCCUCCAGAGCCAAAGGUGGGGAAGCAUGCAACAUGUAUCCAAACAGUUUACGCUUUCCAGCCUCUCAUAAAAGCCCCUCAUUACCUCCUCUUCCUUCGGAGUCUGCAGACUGCAUGGAGGACGGCAGCCAAGAGGGCAGUUCCUCGUCUAAACAGUCUGUUUUUAAGAGCAGCUGGCCCAGUCAACAGGGCGAUACAGAAACCUGGAGCAGUGUGGAGGAGGUGCCGCCUUCCACCCGUAAAGUCAAGUCUCGCAGCUGUGAUGACUUACUAAACGAUGGGCACUCGGGCACCAAUGGACGUGGUGCCACUCGCUCAGAAAGUGCAGGGUCUUUACUGUGUGAUGGACUUCCCUCAGGUUCCACAGCAUCCACCUCUACUUCCUCUUUGCCCCGACUUCACCGGCGUCGGGCCCAUGACUCACCGGGCUUUCUACAGCUCUAUAAGAAAAUGCACCACAUCGACCGCUCUCAGCUCAUCCCUUCUGAUGUGAUCCGCUCUGUACGAGCCCGCAUUCUGGAGCUGGAGCGCCAGCCUCAUCUUCUUCGCCAUCCCUUCCCUCCAUGGAGACCCUCAUGGGGCAAAGAGGUGUCACGUGACAUGGUGCCAAAUCGUAUUUCUGAAUAUGAGCGCCUUAUACAAAAAUCUAAAUCUAUGCCUAACCUGGGGGAUGGUGAAGCACCAUCAGGCACUGUGACUCCUGGUGGCUCCUCAUCUCGAGCCAGCAGUGGGGGCAAUACUCCGAGUUUACCUAAACGCCGCUUUUCUAUAGAAUCUUUACUAGAAGAAGACAGCAAUGGCAAUGACACAGCACAUACCAUUGAUCAUUUGCAGCGACCGCGUAGUCCACCGGAGGGGCAGCCUCGCGUUGGCCCAGAGCCCAAUCGGGGAAACUCUUUUGCAGCUCCGCCUCUGCCUCGUGCUCCCCAGGUGCCCCAGGACUACUCAGACAGUGAGCAGGACGCUGUGGCAUCAGAUCUGAGCGACUUUAUUCACGUGGAGGGCUCGUCUUUCUGCAGUGAAAGUGACUUUGACCACUGUUCCCUAACCUCCACAGAGAGUCUUUACGGCUCCUCCUCACUACACCACCAUCACCUGCGUCACCAGCAUCGCCAUCAGCACCAUCAUCAUGCAGGGCAUCAGAGUGUGGGCCAGAGCCAGGGCUACCAACACCGACACCUUAUCAGCUCCUGCAAGGGCCGCUGUCCUGCCUCAUAUACCCGAUUCACCACAAUGCUACGUCAUGAGAGAGAACAGGCUCGCCAGGAGCUCCCAAGACCUUCACAUUCCAGUCACAGCAGCCAUUUACUAACACACAACCCACAGUCCCAGCAAGCGAUGUCAAAGCUGGCCUUCCUGGUCAGUCCAGUGCCUUUCCGCAGGAAAAAGGGCUCACCACCUACCUCCAGAAGAAGUGGCACAGGUCGAGGUAGCAGACCCAAGUCUAAACAGGCUAUUUAUGAAGCCCUGGAUGCUGCGCUGAGGGACAUAUAUGAGCACAUUCAGGCAGAGCGUGGCCACAGAGGCAUGAGGGCACCAGAUGACAGCAUCCUCAGGAGGAUUCUGACUGAACUGCUGCCAAACGUGCCAGAACGCAGCUCCUCUCUGAGAGGGAGGAGGGGCUGUUGGCAUGGGGGGCACUCAUCACCACUGUUACAGUCGCCGCGGAUACAGUCACCAGUCAGUGCCUGUUAUGGACGCCAUCAUGACACCUCAAACAAUAAUGAUUAUGCAGAGGGCAAUGGGAAUCUCUGUUACUCAGACCAUGAUGUCUCCAGGAGUUACUCCACUUUGGAUGGACGGCACACCCCUCAGAGCAGGAGACCCACACCAGACAGAGAGGUGUCCCAUAAACAGAUGACACAAUUCAUUCUCUUCUCUCUCCUCUAUCAGAAACAGCCUGCGAGAGCCAUUUAUGAUUUUAAGGCACAGACAGCCAAGGAGCUGACAUUUAAGAAGGGCGACACGGUCAACAUUAUCAGACAAAUAGACAGCAACUGGUUUGAAGGGGAGCACCGUGGACGGGUUGGGAUAUUCCCCAUUUCUUAUGUAGAGAAGAUGCCAUCAUUGGAAAAGCAGCAGCCCAUCAGACCCCCUCCUCCCGCCCACGUUAGAGAAAUUGGAGAGGCCGUGGCCCGCUACAACUUCAACGCCGAUACAAAUGUGGAGCUCUCUCUCAGAAAGGGAGAACGAAUAAUUGUGAUUCGACAAGUGGAUCAGAACUGGUAUGAAGGCAAAAUCCCAGACACCACCAAACAGGGCAUCUUUCCCGUGUCUUAUGUGGACCUAGUCAAACGCUCUCCCUCCAAAAGCUCCGUCCACCACAACGACCCGCACGUGUACCCGGGCAGCAGGACGGCAAGCUCCACCCCCACCAAGCCAUUCUACCACCACCCUCCAUUCCCCUCCUCCCAGCCCGCCCCGAGAGCGCCCGAGCUGCAGGCCAUCACCAACGAGUGGCUGGCCCUCACCAUGGACCCCAGUGGGCGCUCUGUCUGUUCCACGCCCGCACCCCCCACCCCUCCCCCACUGCCUCCCGACUUCACCCCCUCCUCCAGACCCCCGAGAUCCACCGCUCCCUCACCCGUCCUGUCAUCCUACAGAGACUUCACUUCCCCUCCGCCCACACCGAGCCUAACGCAGCCCACCACAUCCCGCUAUGCACCCCUGUCACCCCCGCCCACCCCUCACCAUUUCACCCACACCCCCACGGCAUCUUAUAGCCACACGAACCGGUACACUCAAAACACAAGAAGUCAGCCAAAAACACACACAACUGAAAUUUUGCCCUCAACACGACCACAAAUUAUAAAGACAAGUCCAGUUCUUCAAACACUUACAACUCCAGAAAUUACCAAAGAGGAGCCCCCCGUGAUUGUGAAAGCGCAGUUACGAGACUCAGAAUUUAAACUAGAAGCCAGCAGUCCCUGUGAAGUGAAGGUACAAGACCCUUAUGAUGAGCUGCUCUCUAUGAUCUUGAGUGGGUCGAGUAGCACAGAGGACAUCUGUGACUUGAGGUGGUCCCAGCCAGAAUACCACCCCCCACCCACACAAACGUCCCAGCCCCACAGCGGGCUCAAGUCCCCCCACAGCGGCCUCAAGUCCCCCCACAGCGGUCUCAAUUCCCCCCACAGUAGCCUCAAGUCCCCCCACAGCGGCCUCAAGUCCCCCCACAGCGGCCUCAUGUCCCCCCACAGCGACCUCAAGUCCCCCCACAGCGGCCUCAAGUCCCCCCACAGCGGCCUUAAGUCCCCCCACAGCGGCCUCAAGUCCCCCGAAAGUGGCUUCAAGUCCCCGCAGCCCAAAGAGGCCGCCACUCGUAGGCUUUCUGGUAGGAUCUGUUUGGAGCUCCACUCACCUGUGACGGUAAAGCCCAUGUUGGAGUUAUGGGGCAGACCUGCAUCUGCGUCGCCCCUUGAGUUGGAGAGGCCAUCGUCCAUAAGAGAGAUGGCCCACACAGAGUUGUUCAUAGAGGAAGAGGAUGAGAAGGAGGAAGAGCUCAGAGAUUUAAAAGAGAGACUCAGUCCACAGGCAGAAGUCCGCUCCCCCUCCCCGACUUCACGACUCCCCAGCCCCCCCAGCAGCAGACCCCCUGCGUCUAACUCCCCCCUUUGCUCCCCUCCCCUGUCGCCUCGCGCACUCCAACUGAGCCCCUCCCCUCCCACCUCCCCCCGGCCCCCCAGCCUGCCUCACCUCUCCCUAUCGCCUCUGCCCGUGCUGUCCCCGUGCCCGUCCCCCUCCCCUCCCGUAUCCCCGCCCCCGCAGCGCCCGUCCUCCCAGCUCCCGCCCUCGCCCUGCCACUUCCGUCCGGUCCAGGCCUGUCCCGUCACCGGAUCUCCCGUUCCCCUGCACGCGCCGUCCCCUCCCCUGCCCCCCUUGUCUCCCCGCUGUCCCCCCACUCCCCCGCAGGCGUCUCACGUGGGACGUAGGUCUCCCAUGGUGAAGCAGGACCUACUGAUUGGUGGUAAACCUCCUCGUAGCCCCAUCUUGUCCCGAAGGUCCUACAUGUCUUCUGGUAGAGGUCGGAGGCGGCUCGUGCAGGAUGCGCUCCAUGGAGGAGGUGACCCGUACCAGGCCCUGUACAACUACCUGCCCCGCAAUGAGGACGAGCUGGAGCUGCGAGAGGGAGACAUAGUGGACGUGAUGGAGAAAUGUGACGAUGGCUGGUUUGUCGGGACAUCCCGGAGGAGCAAGUUAUUUGGAACCUUCCCAGGAAACUACGUCAAGCAGCUAUAAUAAUGAUUCCAGACCCUGGCCCCGCCCACUUUGGUCACAUGUCCUACUGCUGCCACAUCCCAGGAGGCAUUGGGCUCAGUUUCACACUGAACUUUUAGCUCUCACUAGCCACCUUUGACAGAAGACUGGUCUGAAAUGUGUUUUUAAACCUUAACCUUAUUUUUCUAUCCGGGAGUGACCUUUGUACGGAGCUGGAGGAGGCUUUGAAAACACACAACAGUAAUCACAACUGAGCAGACAAGGGCAAAGACAACAUUUACAUAUUUUUUUAUUAAGCUACAAAGCUGUAAUUUAAGGACGACUCCCCUCAGACUAAAACAUCCCCAAGGCUUUUUGCUUUGAGAAACAGUGAAGCUGCAGAAAUUGAAUAAACACUUUUGAACACAUUUGAAUUAUUAAUACAGACAGACGAGGACAGACUUUACUACAUUGCCAAGUUCUAAAUUCCUUUAUCAAAUAUAAAUAUGAGUUCCAUGCAUUUUUCUUUAUUAUGUAUAAGUAGGGUCUGGACAUUGUCACUUUACAGUCCAGAUUUUCGUGCUGAAUACUUCAAAUGCCAUUUUUGCUGCAUAUUAAUUGAACCGUAUUUUCAUAUUCAAUAAAAUCCUCCCCUUUAUCACCAGGACACAAAAACAGUAAAGUUUCAAACCGCGGGUAUCGCCAUAAACGACUGAAACAUCAAUUAGAAUGUACUUUUGUAUCUUCAGUGUUUAGCCAUUAGUAUGAUGCACUUUAACAACAUAAACCAGUUUGUGUUUCAACUUCCUUUAUUAUUAUUAUUUUUUAAACACUAGAGGUCACUGUGGCGCAGGCUACGGGAAGUAAUAUCCACCAAGUGUAUGCAAGAUGUCCUGAAUCUUUAGGUAUUAUAUUUAUUAGUGGCUUUUCAGUAUACAGAGUAAUAUUUUGCCAUAUUUAUGUCACACCAUUUGAAAAGUUGACAAAAUCGUUUCGGGGCUGUGCUGUUUUUAUGUUAUUUAUGUUCCGACGUGGGAGCUCUUGCAUUGCGUGGCAUCUUUUAAAAUGUGUUAUGCUAUGAAAUAAUAAGUCACCCUCACGUUCUGAUGUAUGUUUUGUUUGUCACAAUAGGAUGGACACUGAGGACAAGCACCUUACAUGUAUUUUGUUGUGGCACCACAGCCCCUCCCCGUCACCCCAUCGCGCUGUGAGAGCAGGGUGCAUUUGGGGGGUUUGUAAGCCUUUUGUAUGAGCUGUUACAUGGCCAACAUCCACUGCUUUAUAAAGUCAUGUUUUUGUCACCCAU
Periophthalmus magnuspinnatus is the source of this 8594-nucleotide messenger RNA. It is a transcript of the gene sorbs2a, whose product is annotated as sorbin and SH3 domain containing 2a. The record is from RefSeq and is a predicted model, not a curated record. Lineage: Eukaryota; Metazoa; Chordata; Actinopteri; Gobiiformes; Gobiidae. Gene Ontology annotation, cellular component: plasma membrane. The transcript is spliced from 30 exons. The coding region runs from base 698 to 7330 and encodes 2210 amino acids. Gene Ontology annotation, molecular function: protein binding.